GUUGCGCACUUGUCAUGUCGGGGUUCAAGCUCCAUGCGCACGACGUCCUGAGGGAUCCGACCAAAGACGAGCUGUACAAUGGCCCGAAGCGGGAAAAGUUACCCGUCGCCGUCCAAAAGAUGGACGUUGCGGACACAGCGUGUACGUUUUGCGGCGUCAGCUAUUUUGUGUUUGCCGAAGUCCAGGAGCUCCAGGACCGCGUGCUCAAGUACGAACGCCAAUGCAAGACAUUUACGGCGUGGAUUCAGCGUGAAAACGCCACGAACGCUGCCGUGCGCCACGACUUGAUCACAUGGACGGAAGGCUUCAAUUCGUCGAUGGCGGUCGCGACAGCCAAACUCGCCGAACUGCACCAACGAAACAUUGCCCAAACCAGCACCAUUCAGUCGCUUCAAGCCCAGCUGCGCGCGAAGGAGGCCGAGGUGGACGGGAUCCGGCAAACUUGCGUCGAAGAAUCGGCAUCGAAAGUCCGGCAUCUUGAAGCGGCGCUAGCUACCAAGCAAUGCUGCAUUGAAGAACACGCUCAGCAGAUGGAAAGCGCGUUGCGAGAAGCACGUAUCCUCCAUGACGCAGCAGAGGCUCGGUGGGGCCGCGAACGCGCGGCACUUGCGUCGCAACACUCUGUCAAAUUAGCAGCGGAAGCGCAGGAACGACAACGGCUCGAGACGCUGGUGAUGAAGAUGGAGCAAGAUGUGCACGGCAGUGCCGUCGCGGCGCAAGAAUGGGAGGCCAAAGCAACUCAGAGCGACGCGCAGCUGGCGGAUGUGAUGCGCAGGAUGCAGGUGCAAGCGGCGAGUGUACUGGAGGCUCAAGCCAAUGUGCAGCGCAUGGAAGCAAUGGUGGCACAAUAUCAAGCCGAAGCGGCGCGGGUGGCGGCAAAUGCUGAAGUCGAGCGCGCGGAUGUUGGCGCGUUGCAUGAAGCAGCAGCAAAGUAUCAACACUUGGUCACGGCGCUCGAGAAGAACAAGGCGCUGUUGCUGGCGGAGCGCGAGGAACUGAAAAAAGCAGUUGCUGUUGGCGACGACAGGGUCAAGCAGGUCAAGACGCAGCUGGACGUCGUGCAAAGGCGGCUGGACGAACAUUUGAGGCAAACGGAUGCCCUGGAAGCAACUCACGCCGCUGCUGUUGCAAAACUCAAGGCGGAGUUUGCCAAGGAGGUCUCGUCUCUGAAAGGAUCCAACGCUGAAGUUCUGGAUUCGACUGCGGCGACGUAUCGAGCUCAGAUUGAUCAAUUGCAUGCCGAACUGCAGCGCCUAAAACUGGACAAAGUGCCCCAUCUCGAACAGUUGCAAGCUGUCGCAGCCAAGCGACUCGUCGAUGCAGAGAAGGCGCUGGAAGAUGCGAAAGCACGAUGCCAGUCGUACAUGGAAGAGCUUCAGCGUGUCAAACUGAGCGGCCAUCAAGACAAGGCUGCCAUGUCGGCUCUGGAGCGAAAACUACAUGACGCCGACACCGCACACCAAGCAUUCAGAUCAAAGGUCGACCAAGAGCGAGUCGACUGGGACCACAAGCUCGUGGGAUGGCAGAAAAAGGCGAUGGAGGCCGACGCCAAGCUAGCUGCAGCGACGAAAGAGCUGCAACAAGCGCGCGCUAAUCCCGUCGUGGUCAAAGAGGUCGUAGUUCAGGAAGUCCCGUGCAACAACAAUAGCAACGACAAACUCGAAGCCGAGAUUCAACGAUUGACGCAAGCUAUUGCCAAGAAAGACGACGAAAUUCACCUGCUACAGCUUACUGUCCAUCGCGAGUGCAUGGAGCGCACGUCGAUGUUGGAAAAGAUGCGGUCAGCUAAAAUCCUACCCGAUAUGGUGACGUCGCAAGUUGAGAUGGACUCGCGACAGCACCGAGACGAGAUCGACGGGUGUGGCGACGACCACCCAAAUGGAAACAACAACGGCGGCGGCGGCAACGGCUUGGCCUCACUAUACGAAAAGCUGCGCAAGAAGAAGGCACGACAGAAAACCAAAGCAUAACUUGCAAUCCAUCAGCAUAUCAACCAUGGCG
This is a messenger RNA of Aphanomyces invadans, 2001 nucleotides long. RefSeq lists its product as hypothetical. The record is from RefSeq and is a predicted model, not a curated record. NCBI's taxonomy places the organism in Eukaryota, Oomycota, Saprolegniomycetes, Saprolegniales, Verrucalvaceae. The transcript is spliced from 9 exons. The coding region runs from base 15 to 1970 and encodes 651 amino acids.